GCUCCCUCCCCGCCCCGCAGCCUCCCGGCAGCCGCGACCCCCGAGACCCCGGAGCGCGGUGCUGCUGCGGGGGUGCCGUCACCGGCAGCGCGGUCGGGCAAGGUGCCCGUGCUCCUCCUGACCCGCAUUGACCCGUCGGCCUAUCUGCGCUCCGGGACCGGCGGGGAGCGGCGCGCCGCGGAGCCUCGGCCGGGAAAGGACAAGGAGAGCUUCGAGCGGCUUUACCGCGUGGGACCGCUGCUGGGGAGAGGCGGCUUCGCGUCCGUGUACUCGGGGCUCCGCCUGUGUGACAACAGCCCGGUGGCGAUCAAACAAGUGGCUCGGGAGCGCAUCUCCUCGUGGGGCGAGCGGCCCAGCGGCACUCGCAUUCCCUUGGAGAUAGCCAUGUUGAGGAAGGUGCGCUCCGGCUGCAGUGCCAUCAUCCAGCUCCUCCAUUGGUUUGAGCUGCCCCACUCCUUUGUGCUGGUUCUGGAGCGUCCGGAGCCAUCGCAGGACCUCUCCGACUUCAUCAAAAAAUGGAGGUUCCUGCCCGAGAAUCUGGCGCGGGGCAUUUUCCUCCAGGUGCUGGUGGCUGUGCGGCACUGCCACAGCCGCGGUGUCCUGCACAGGGAUAUCAAGCCCAAGAACAUCAUCAUCAACUUGGCCACCAGAGAGGUCAAGCUAAUUGACUUUGGUUGCAGCACCCUCCUCAGGGACACGGUCUACACCAAAUUUAGCGGAACACCUUUGUACUACCCGCCGGAGUGGUUCCGCUGGCACUGCUACCACGGCCGUCCGGCGGCGAUCUGGUCCCUGGGCGUGCUGCUGUAUGAGAUGGUGUGCGGGGUCCUCCCCUUCCGGUGCUGCGAGGACAUCGUCAGCGGGCAGCUCUUCUUCCAGCGCCGGAUCUCUGUCGAAUGCCAGCACCUCAUCAGGUGGUGCUUGUCCAUGAGAGCUCGCGACAGGCCAUCCCUGGACGAUGUGUUCAACCACCCUUGGCUGCAAACAUCACUGCCCCAGGAGACAGCCGCCCUCCACCCUCACAGC
Molecule: messenger RNA, 1026 nt
Organism: Pezoporus flaviventris
Lineage: Eukaryota; Metazoa; Chordata; Aves; Psittaciformes; Psittacidae
Product: serine/threonine-protein kinase pim-1-like
Biological process (GO): protein autophosphorylation; negative regulation of apoptotic process
Cellular component (GO): cytoplasm
Molecular function (GO): ATP binding; protein serine/threonine kinase activity
Source: RefSeq, a predicted model, not a curated record